AUGCCCGGAUGCUAUGGCAUAGAGUCACCGGCUCCGGUGUGGCAGCCUCGCGGACCUGCGAUUAUGCAGUCGGGUUUGGCAGUUCCGGCAAGCUGCUCUCAUCAGGUCCCGUCGAAUACAAAUCGAAUAGCCGGUCCCUCUUCUGUCACCCAGAGGCCAUGCCACUCGGCGAGAGGCUCAACUAGGGAUUCUAGCACCACUGCUCCCCGGGCCUGGCCGCGCUACAUAGCCAUGCUCAAAAGCAUCGACAAGAUCCCUCGGAUGCACAACAUCCUAGCCUCCGUGUUCACCUGGGUCCUCCUCGCAGGUUUCGUGGUCUUCCCCGCCACAUUCUCCUGGCCGCCCCUCGGAUCGGUGGUCCUGCAACAGUACUGCCUCAUCGGCCUCGCGGCGUCCCUCGUGGUCUUCGGCGUGCUAGGCAUGGCUUUCAUGGGCGUGCGCUGGCGCAAAAACUACGUCUGGCUGCUCAACCGCAUCUUUCUGCCCGGGGCACUCAACGGCCUCGCAGGGCUUGUGGCCUCGGGCGCCGCCACGUAUGCCGCUCACAUCCACGGUGUUCCGCAGACUCAAGUUUGGACCAUUACCGCUGUGUCUGUCGUUUGUUUCGAAGGGGCGGUGUUCCUGGUUUGUAGCAUCCUGUUUGUCAUCUACAGUAAAGUACUGAUCGGUCGGAUGAAGCUCGAGUACGAAAGGAACCUAGAGAAGGGCACGCAGGCUGAGCGGAGGGAAUCUGACAACUCACAAAGCGACGAUGCGAACCCAAAGGAGGGAAAUGGGUCCCAUUUUAAUCACGAACAUGACCAUAGGCAAAGUGCAAGUUGGAGACACCAAUUACGGACACCUCCCUUGCUGCCUGGUAGCGUUGUUUGA
Messenger RNA from Pyricularia grisea, 870 nucleotides. RefSeq lists its product as uncharacterized. NCBI's taxonomy places the organism in Eukaryota, Fungi, Ascomycota, Sordariomycetes, Magnaporthales, Pyriculariaceae. The transcript has a single exon. Bases 1 to 870 code for a protein of 289 amino acids. The record is from RefSeq and is a predicted model, not a curated record.